AUGAGAUUUCCACUCAAGAAGAGAUUAUGGGUCUCAAGCUCAAAGUCAAGAUCUUAUAUUUUCAAGUUAUUCACUUGCUUUUACGCAAUAUUUAUAGUAAUUACGGGAAUAGUUAUAGAGCUAUCAAACAUUAUUGGCUCCCCUGAAUCUUCAACAAAGUCUGGUUAUAAGGACUUGAUCUUAGGAAUUUGGCUUCAUGGUGGUUCGAUAGCAUUUAUACUCUAUUGUGCAUUUUUAGUUUAUCAAAUGCAUAUUGAAAUAAAGCAAAAAAGAAACACUAUUCGGCGAAGUGCCACCCCUUUUGGUGAGGAGCCAGAGGUUCUCGCUAAUACCUCAACUGGCAGUUUGUAUUUACGUCUAGGAUGCGUUGUUUUUGGAGUCAUUGGCGUGGUAUAUUACCUACUAAUUUUCAUAAUUUGCAUUCUUGGAUGGACAACCACAGAAGGUGAAUGCAGCGCAAUGUCUGAUACGUUGAAUUCAAUGGCGGCCGUUUUCGUAUUCCUUCAAAUGUGGUUUGUAUAUUGUAACGGAAAGAUAAUAUUCACUGGUGCGGGCAAUUUUGCAAGAGUUGGCCUUAUGCAUUUAACAGGCACAAAUCUGUGGAUGUGGCUCAAGUAUAUUAUUUAUGAAGAAGUCGAAACCGUGAAGGAAAUUAUUCAUCUCACCCACGAAAAAAGAAAUAAUCACACCCAUGAUAUCACCCACUCCAAUAAAACUGAAACGUGCAAAGGUGUAUUGUGUGUUUUCGAAGGUUAUAAUGAGUUCAUGUACACUUGCGUUGUUGAAUACUCCCUAAUUUGUGCAGGAGUAGCAUUUGUGUUUUGGACAAACAUCGAGCGUUGCAAACGAGAGCAGGUCGAGAACAGAAUGCGGAAAAGAAGCAUUCUGAAAAUCGACUGUUCCCGUACUGCUGAAGGACUAUUUGCUGGUUUUGCGUGCAUAAUAGUCACAAUUAUCGCAAUUGCUCUCUUCAAUGCAUAUUCUUCCAAAAAAGAUGUCGCACAAUGGAUUUUCUCCUGCACCAACAUGUUCUUCUUCAUUGUUUCCACGAUUCUUGUGAUUUUCGCUUUCUGGAGACUAAGAUUUCUUAAAUAUCUUGAAGAAGAUGAUGAUCGUGAGGAUGACAAUGCUGAACUGCUCGAUCGAAUCCUUCUCGUUGUUGGAUUGAUCGGAGAACUCAUUUUCGCUCUUGGCGCAAUUUUGUCCUUCAUUAACAACGCGACAAUCGGCCUGCCACUUAUCAUUUUCAUCACAAAUAUCCUAAGAUUGGUUCAAGUCACAGUUCAAAGCGGAUUGAUCCUUGUUGCUUCAAAACUUAGAAUUGACGAAACUGAUAAACAUAUGUUGCGUUACAAACCGGGAAAACAAGUGGUCACGAUGUUGCUGAUGAUGAACUGCGCUCAAUUCUUGAUGAAUGUGUUUGAAGCCCAAAAAGCCGGAAUCAAUGAUGAACUUCUUUCAAUGUAUGGAUCGUAUUAUUGGGCUAUUGUCGUUCGUGGAUGCUCCCCAUUGAUCAUUUUCUAUAGAUUCCACAGCUCGGCCUGUUUUGCUGAGGUUUGGAAGAAAACUUUCCGUCCACCAAAGAAGAACGACGAGGAAGUGCACACUUCAACUGAUUAA
This is a messenger RNA of Caenorhabditis bovis, 1620 nucleotides long. The record is from the annotation of a GenBank genome assembly. Lineage: Eukaryota; Metazoa; Nematoda; Chromadorea; Rhabditida; Rhabditidae.